Molecule: messenger RNA, 3618 nt
Organism: Cynoglossus semilaevis (tongue sole)
Lineage: Eukaryota; Metazoa; Chordata; Actinopteri; Pleuronectiformes; Cynoglossidae
Gene: sox7
Product: SRY-box transcription factor 7
Exons: 2
Coding region: 1617-2822 (401 amino acids)
Biological process (GO): cell differentiation; positive regulation of transcription by RNA polymerase II
Cellular component (GO): nucleus
Molecular function (GO): DNA-binding transcription activator activity, RNA polymerase II-specific; RNA polymerase II cis-regulatory region sequence-specific DNA binding
Source: RefSeq, a predicted model, not a curated record
UGUGUUUGAUGUCUACAGGAGGAAAGUGAUGUGAUUGUAGUGCAGUCUGUGGUUCAGUCACUGCUCUUUAACCACAGCGUGAUCCAAACGCUGAUCUGCUGAAUCUGUUAUGUUACACUGAUGUAACAGGUUUGGCUCUCUGCUGAGAUGACCGGUGAUUUACAGUUGCUGGCAAUAUUACUGGUCUGAAAAGCCUAUGCUUUUGCUGGUUGCUGGUCAGUGAAUAAGAUAACCUUUGACCUUUUGGAGGUAAUCACUGCUUGGUUUUAAAGUAUGCCCAUUUUUGUUGUUGUGCCAGAAAACAACAACAAUGACCUAGACUUCCUUUUGGUGCUUUGCCAUAUUUUUUUUUUUCUAUCCUCACAUUUACUAAGUUCUGACUUUAAUGACACAUCCACAAGAACUAGACAAACGCAUUAGCUCACACAAGUGGUAAUGCCUUGUGCAGCACCAUCUUUGUUUCACGGUGAGGACGGUGUUCCUUGUGUCAGUGUUCGUCUCCUCUCCUCUUCUGCGAACAUAUGGAACGUCUCUGUAACCAGCAGGUUCUAAUGAUGUCCUGGUUAUAACUGCAGUGUGUCUCACCUGUCUUCAGUCUUUCUCUGGUCUCGGUCCAUUCCUGACUUCCCUUGGUUAUGUCCUUUUUCAUUUUCUAUUUCAAACUCCCCAAUGUCCUGGCAGUUUUUUCCAAAGCUUUUACUAGUUUUCUUUCAGAGAUUUUCCUUUUUUUGUUUUGUUUUUUUUUUUUUAUCGUGGUCGCUUUCUGUGCCAUUUUGAUUCAUUAAGUUGAAUUGAUAGUUUUUGUUCAGACUCAAUAACUUGUAUUUAUUUAUAUUGCUCUGUCUUUCAGUGGUAUUCUAAUGUGUACAGUUGGCAGUGUCAUCAUGACAGACUGUAGAACAGGUUGGAGAUGUUGUCAGGUGAGCUGUUUAUGUAACGAGGAAACAGAGAUGACGUUGAAAUCUCUUUGUCGACCUCAGAGAUUUUGAUUUUAAUGAAUUCACAGACAUCAGAUAGUGUUUCCUUGAUGAACAAUUCGAAUCAGGCUGUGAUAGGAAUAAACCAUGUGACCUGAGUCCGUGUGUUUGUUUGUUCUCAGUUUACCAAAGUUUGUGUUAUCUUUCAAGUCCGUGAGGUGUUGCUUUGUUGUGGGGACGGUUUAAGUAGUUAGUGGUGUUGAAAUCUCUCCCCCUCUCUCCCUCCCUCACUCCCCCUCAGCCUUCCUCCGCUUGUAUUCAAGGAGGAGCUGAAAAUCUCCGGGGUUUCUCCUGGAACCUGCUCCUCAAAUAAAAAGCUCUCCCCCCGUCACCAUCGAGCAGGAAAGACUGAAUCACCAGGAGGAGCCGCUCGUUGCCCGGCCACAUCUGUGCGCUCUGCUCCAGACUGGCACUGACAUCUGGCUGCAGCCUGUAGCUCCUCUCAUCCAGACUGAACCUGAGACAUCACUGGUAUUUAUUUGAAUUAGAAGUAAUUAAAAAUACGUUAGAAGACGCGCCUCAUCUUCGAUUAUCCUCGCUCGGCGUUGCGCGUAAUUAGAGAGAGACGCAAGUUGGAAGAGCGCUCGGUUGUCAAAGUCAAGAGUGCGCGGCGCAUCUCGAGUUUUUGGCAGCGCGCAGAUGGCAGCCCUCAUCAGCGCCUACUCUUCGUGGCCGGAGUCCUUUGAGUGUCCCCCAGGAGACAGACAAGACGUGGCCGACAUCCAUGGUCCCCGCAGAAGUCCCGGGGACAAGGCGCCGGAGCCGCGCAUCAGGAGACCCAUGAACGCCUUCAUGGUCUGGGCCAAAGAUGAGCGCAAACGGCUGGCGGUGCAAAACCCGGACCUGCACAACGCCGAGCUCAGCAAAAUGUUGGGGAAAUCAUGGAAGGCCCUGACUCCCACUCAGAAGAGGCCCUAUGUGGAGGAAGCAGAGAGACUCCGGGUCCAGCACAUGCAGGACUACCCCAACUACAAGUAUCGGCCUCGCAGGAAGAAGCAGCUGAAACGCAUCUGCAAGCGAGUGGACCCCGGUUUCCUCCUGAGCGGUCUGGCCCCUGAUCAGAAUGCCCUGCCUGACCAGAGAGCCCUCUGUCUCCCCCCUGACAAAGAUGAGGGCAGCCCUCAUGGGGUCAGCGGUGGGUUUUCCAGCCCCAGCUCAGCCCUGCCCAGUGUCAGAAGCUUCAGGGACCCCGCCGGUUCCAACAGCAGCUUUGACACUUAUCCCUACGGCCUGCCCACUCCUCCAGAGAUGUCCCCGUUGGACGCCAUGGACCACGAGCACGUGCCCCCCUCUUACUACUCGGCCUCUGGUAGCUCCUCCGUCUCCUGCUCUUCCUCAGCCUCCUGCUCGGACGAGCACCACCAGAAUCAGACACACAUUGGCAGCCCUCCACCCUACCACACCGACUACACCCAAAUGCACUGUGGAGGCUCACACAUAGGUCACAUCCCUCACAUGUCCCAGAGUGGAAGCAGCAGUGGACUGAUCCCAGCGCUGUCUUACUACAGUACCUCGUCCUUCCCUCAGAUCCACCACAGCCUUCACCAGGGCCACCUGGGUCAGCUGUCCCCCCCACCAGAGACUCAAGGCCACUUGGAGACUCUAGACCAGCUGAGCCAGGCCGAACUUCUCGGAGAGGUGGACCGCAAUGAGUUUGACCAGUACCUGAACUCUACGGGGAGCGGCUUCCACCCGGAGCAGGGCGGCGGUAUGACUGUCACAGGACACGUUCAGGUCGCCACUGCGUCUGCCACCAUCUGCCCCAGUAGCUCUGCAGAAACCAGCCUCAUUUCCGUGCUGGCAGAUGCAACGGCAGCCUACUACAACAACUACGGCAUCUCAUAAGCCCCAAGGCUCGCCCGUCAGGCACGACAGCAUUACAACGGUUGAAUACACCAGGGUGUAAUGUUGCACUCGGUCACUGAAAGAUCUCUUUUUCAGUGUCUGUGUGCAACUUCAGCCUAACACGAUUAAAACCUGAACUGGUUGCAGGAAAGUACAAAGUACAGUUGGAACAACGUGAAGAAAAGGAGAUGGACACCUCAGGGAAGCAGACACAAAUUAUCGUUGAACACCGAUCUCCCGUUGUGUUGAAGUGUGUCAACCAGAGGAGCAAUCACAAAAGACUCGUCCACUUGUAAAUGUUAGCGUUGCGGCUAGGCGAUGUACAGGUGCUCUAGAAGCUAAUUUAAUGUUUUGUAUAAACUCCUGCUGUAAGUAAUAUAAUCGAUUCUUUCCAUUCAAAUGUUUUAUUGUAUCAUACGUGUCGCUCUCAUCCGUUUGGGAGUUUUUACCUCAGUAGCUGUAAAUAAAUGAGGUUUUAGUGGGACAUUUCUUACACAAUUUAACAAAGCAGUGUAUUAUGAAGGCGAGAAGAGGCGUUUAUACUUCUCAAGUAGCUAAUAAUAUAUGUAUCAUAACCUCUAUGAAGAAAAAUAAUAAUGUAAUUAUAACCGUAUGCUGAUUUAGGUUUGUGAAAGAUGGUAAUUUAAAAAAGAAAUAAAGGUCCAUUUUUGUAUUAAUGAGAAGUUAUGUGGAUGUGAAUAAUGCAGAGUCUAUGAGUUUGCAAACCUUUACGCCCAAAACUGGAUAAUUAUAAAAACUGACAAAGACACAAAGAAUAAAAAUCAUGAAAACAAAA